CUUCUUAUGCAUUUGACGCUGCCGGUCUAUUAGAACGAAGUUGUCUUUUAAACUAUAUAAACUAUAUUGACUAUAUUUGUGUUGUCUUAAAUGUUUUAAAAAUGAGUAAAUUUAGCAUUAAAAUUGAUCUUUCAACAUUUUUCGAGGACGAACGACAAAUGGUACUCCUUAUGGUUGACACAUCUGUGUGGACUCAUGUAAAGUGUCUACAAAAGCGGGUCGAGUCGCUCUUCGAAGUGGAUUCUGUCCGAUUUUUGAAUGAAGGUUGUUUUCUUCAUCCGAAUGAACCAAUUGAAAUAUUAAAAUUUUGCAAGGAGCUGAAGGCAUUUGUACCGAAGGAGUCACUGGAGAAGAGGAAAAGUAGAAAAUCUGCUAAACAUAAAGAAUCAUGUAGCGGCAAAGAAGAGAUUGCACACAGUGAUAGUGCCAAUGAUCAAAGUGGUGCUUUGGAACCACAAGACUGUGUUGAUGUAAAAAAGAAACGUAAAUACCGUUCGUUGGGUGAUUUUAAUACAUCCACACCGAACAAUUGCUCUAAACGUGUAAAGAACUGCAUAGCCAUAAAUGCUACAAUUCGGGAAGAUGAAAGGCGUGUCAAUAAAUCUUCAGAAAUAACCAGUACUAGUAAUGAACAGAUGCCACCACCAUCUACUGUUUCAUCGAAAUCGAGUAGGAAGAGUAAAAAAUCAAAACAGGCUUCUAUUUCAAUUGUAGAAAAUAGUGGAUUGGACAAGGAUGCAGACGAUGAUACAAUGUCUUCAAACGACGAUACUACAAUUACAAAUCAAGGGCCAAAUAUAUCCAAAAAUAUAUCUGUUAUGGUUGAUAAUCAGGUCGAACAAGUUAUUGAUAAACACGAAACUUCUGAGAUACGCAAAAGAAAGCAGAAGGAAUUAAAAUCCCUAACAGAAAACUCUAUGGACAAAUCUUCACCUCCAGCCCGCAAUAGUAAUCUGCCGUCUUCAACAUUUAUAAACAAUUCGAUCCAAUCUAACAAACCACCAAAGAGAUCAUCAAAAAAUCCCUUUAGAAACUCGAAAUCUUCUAAUUCUAGGCAUUUAUUCUUUAAUGAGUCUGGAGAAAUAUCCACCACUACCAACACAACAGUCAAUGUACAAGAAAAAGAAAAUAAAAAUCCUCCUAUUAAUAUUGUGUUCCGAUGUCAAAUGGAAAGUAUGGAUACAAAAAUACCUAGAAUCCUGCACAUUAAAAACAAGAAUAUGAAAGAAUGUAGUAAAUCAAAGAAAAAAACAAUAGAGAUACAAGAAAAUAUUCUUAUUCAAGCUGUUGAUGUGGUGAGAAAAUCUGUGACAUCAAAGAACAUAUUAGAGGAGGCAAAUGACACAGAAAUGGGAUCACGACCCAACAAUCAAACUAUGGCAGAUAAUAGCAUUGUCCAAGAUGAAGAUGAAAGUGUGGUUGAUUCAAAUAACUCUAUUGGUACCACCGACCAUAAAUCUAAAGAAGUCUAUGUAUCCAAAAUUUCGAAUGGAAACGGUGUCCUACAAGAAAUAACAACAACAAACAAUGAUAGAGAGGUUUCGGAGAUGGAAAUAACAAAUAUUGAAGACGCCUGUGAAAUGAAGGAGGAUGACAAUAGCGAUUCGAAAUAUAAUAAUGAAUCUAGUAUUCUUUCAGUAGAUUGUGUAGAUCUUAGUACAGAGGAAGAUGAUGCCAGUACAAUACAGAAUAGCAAAAAAGUUGUUGAAGAUCUGUGUAUAUCAGACACAUCCGACGUGGAGGAAGUCAUUGAUCUAAAUGAGACAGAUGAUGUGAACAAAAGUCAAACAUUUUCUAAUAAAACAGUUGAAAGGAAGUCGUCAACUUUUAAUCGAUCAUCCUCGACAUCCAGCAUAGUAAAAAUAAGCCAAAUUAUUUCCUGGUGUAAAGAUACAAAAGAAAUGCCCAAUGUUGGUGAUAUUAUGAUAUUCAAGAUCCCCUUCACCAAUCGCCAUGGUAAUCCGGAUUGCACGAAAUUUUUGGCUGGAAAAGCUGAACGCAUUCAACAUCGUACUAAAACGAUUAAGUUUUUAAUCUUAGAUGGUCACUCAGAGUUGCAUUUUGUAUCGAAUCAAUAUCUUAAUAAUUACUUGGAUAAUUCAAUGUGCGAUGAAAAAUUUGUCCAAAUUAAAUUCAAUGAAAUGAUACAGCCAAGAUUAUUACCCAAGAAUAAGCAAAGUCUGUUGUAAUGUUUAGUGUUUUUUUAGAUUUAGUUUUUUUUUUUCAUUGCUGAAUCGUGACAAUUAAAGACAUAAACUAUUUUAUAUUUUUGCAUGCUUUAAAAUUGUAAUAAAUUUGUAUUUUGAUUAUUUCUUACUGACUCGGACUUAUAUAAAUAACAGAUUUUAAAUUUAUUUAUGUUAAAUAUAAGUUUAAAAAAGCCAAUAAAAUAUAUUUAUAAAUGAGAAAA
Molecule: messenger RNA, 2410 nt
Organism: Musca domestica (house fly)
Lineage: Eukaryota; Metazoa; Arthropoda; Insecta; Diptera; Muscidae
Product: coilin
Exons: 6
Coding region: 102-2189 (695 amino acids)
Source: RefSeq, a predicted model, not a curated record